Molecule: messenger RNA, 2042 nt
Organism: Annulohypoxylon truncatum
Lineage: Eukaryota; Fungi; Ascomycota; Sordariomycetes; Xylariales; Hypoxylaceae
Product: HET-domain-containing protein
Exons: 5
Coding region: 1-1956 (651 amino acids)
Source: RefSeq, a predicted model, not a curated record
AUGUCUUGUCCAUCGUGCAACUCUCUCCAAGGCGUGGGACCCCUUCUGACAGAGGACGAGGCCAGACGACUUCCGCGCUUACCUGAACAUCGUUUUAAGUCUGAAAAUAUACCUUGGCCCAACUUUCUACAGUCGGCUGAGACCUGCUAUUGUUGUGAUAUUCUUCUUAAGGGAAUCGCAGGGUUCCUAUACAACAGUUGGGUAGGGGCAAUGCGUAGCUGCGAAAAGCUCAUCACUUCCCACAUGAACGACGGAAGUGAGUUUUCCAUAGAGCUUUUCACGUUGGAUGGUAAGUAUAGUGACGAUGUUCAUACUUCGAUAAGAACGUCUACAGAAACGAGCUCGGAAGAAGCCUUCAAAAAGGAAUGCAAAUGUCUCAAAGAUUGCGACGAUCAAUAUCACGGGGAUGAAGUUCCUGAAGGAGAAGAUCCCGAAGAUUGGAUAUCUUAUUGCGUCCCUUCCUCGAAAGCUUUAACAUCCCCUGCAAAGUUACCAACUAGGGUCAUAGACGUAGGACGAUUCAAUGGCAAGAUUAGGCUGGUAGAAGGAAACGGCUUGAUCCAUAGAUACAUGUGCCUCAGCCAUUGUUGGGGGCCACAUCAGAUAAUCAUAACUACGAAGUCGAUCCUUGGCGAUCGAAUGAAAGAAAUCCAUAUAGCAGACUUGUCCAAGACUUUCACUGAAGCGAUAUUGAUGACUCGGCGCUUCGAGAUAGAUCACAUCUGGAUCGGCUCUCUAUGUAUCAUUCAGGACGACCCAGCAGAUUGGGAACGCGAGUCUGCCAAAAUGGCUUCAAUCUAUCGGGAUGCCUAUUUGACUAUUCCAGCCACGAGAUCAAGUAGCGGAGAUAGGGGAUUGUUUACGAAGACUCCAGAUUUUGAGUAUCUGGUUUUCCGGGAGAAAAUGGACCAUGUUCUCUGGCGAGAUAACACAACAUCCCAGUUUCCCUUGAUGACUCGCGCGUGGGUUUUCCAGCAGCGCAUUCUCUCUCCACGCGUCCUACAUUUUGGGUAUCACGAGCUGUUCUUCAAAUGUUCUACCACUGCGUAUUGUGAAUGUGGAAAUAUUGGCUUCUUAGACCACACGACGAGAGAAAUACCUAUGCCAAACCUCAAGAAAAUGUACUCUGCAGCCUUGAACUCCAUAGCACAGACUCCGAGUGGUAAAUGGUCCAAUAAGAUGUGGGUUAAGAGCGCAGGCUAUUUCAUUGCACGGAUGUGGCGGUCUUUGAUCAUGGACUACACAGCGCUUUCUCUCACCAUCCCUAGCGAUAGUCUACCGGCUCUAAGUGGUGUGGCAAAGACGUUUGCAAAAAAGAGAGCCUCUCCAUAUCUUGCUGGGUUGUUCGGGGACUCGCUUAUUGAUGACCUAUUGUGGAAUACCUUUAGUUGCAGGAAGCAUCGACUAAGGGAAUGGAGGGCCCCCUCGUGGUCAUGGGCUAGUAUUGAAACACAUGCCAAUUACCAAGAUGGCAUAGUAUACUAUGAUAACGAAAUGUCCUUAGAUAAGCCCGAUGAUCGCAUCGAAUUCGUAUCCAUAGAUGAUUUCAGUUGCGAAUCUGUGGGAUUAGACAAGUUCGGCCAACUUUUACCAGCAACUCUCCUUCUUAAAGCUGAUCUUGAUCGUAACGGGCGCCCAAAUUACUGUGUUUGCGCCGAGAAUGAAGCCGUUACACCUCGGAUCUGGCCGGAUUAUGACCUGAGCCAAUCUGGCCCCUAUAAUGUCCUUCCGGGAACUGAAGUCUAUUGCUUAAGAAUGAUUCAGCUUGUGAAAGAUAAUGUGGACAUGUCUCUAGUUUUAAGAGUUGUUCAAAGUCAAGUUAGCAGGUCGUUCGAGCGUAUUGGCUUUCUGCAGCUCGAUCCUCACACUCAGAUCGAUUGUCUAGAUCCAGAAAUGAGAGACAAUUUUGUCGCAGCAUUAAACAAGGCGGCAGUCGAGACGGUGGAUAUCAUCUAAUGCGGAUACUUUUUAACCGUUGUGAUAUAUGAAUGAAAAUGUAGUAUCAAUCAUUACAGUCCGAGGACGCGCGAUAUUCUGUAUAU